UUUUCGAUAAUCGUAGGUACAGUUACGCGUAAUGGAGAAAUGCCUUCAAUCCAGUCCUCCCACUUACCGGAAGCCCACGUAGUCGACGAUCCUGGUCCCUACUUUUCCACCGAAGGACUUUGAAGGCCAGACUACCCACACACGCUAGCCUACGCAAUCGCGAGCGCCAUAUGUGUGUGAUAUCGAUGCUGAAUUUGGUGCGAAACCUGGAUGUGAGUGCGUGGGACGUGGCCGCGAGAACAUCGAGACUACCUACAUGGCUAGUGGUAACGCAUCCGACUGUGAAAUAUCAAGGCUUUCGAAAACUCUUUCCUUCGAGUUCGAAGGUAUUCGAGAUAAUAAAAACGAUAAAGAGAUGUUCCAAUGAUUACCGUUUCGAGUGUCCCCGUCACAAUGUUUCACACAGUAAUAUACAUGGUCGUGUAAUUAACUGUGGAUGCAAAGUAAACAGCAAAGUUACCAUAUCUAUUUAUAUUGAAAUGUAG
Messenger RNA from Bombus pyrosoma, 485 nucleotides. RefSeq lists its product as uncharacterized. Lineage: Eukaryota; Metazoa; Arthropoda; Insecta; Hymenoptera; Apidae. The record is from RefSeq and is a predicted model, not a curated record. The transcript has 3 exons. The coding region runs from base 171 to 485 and encodes 104 amino acids.